UUGCUUUUGACAGUUCUUUGAUGGUAUGUUAUGGCUGCCAGUAGUUCGGAUGAUAGUAGUGCAGCUCCCGGUAAUUUUCGAAUUUCGGCGUCUAAUGGCGACUCGGAUGGUAACCUAAGCCAAGCGACGACAAAGUGCCCGCUGUGCUUGUCGCCCAAGCAAAAGUUUUUCUGCAAAACUUGCCUCCAAAGUGGCGAUUUCGUACAUUCCGCUCAUCAUCUUUCCGAAAGAUUAUGUGAAAAGCAACGUAAACUGAAAAAUACCCAAGCCAGUCUGAAGAAAUGCGAAGAAAAAUGCGACUAUCUGCAGCAAAAGAAACUUCUAGAAGAAAAUCUCAAAUUAGAAAUCAAGAAAAAACGUGAUCGUAUUGAUAUUUUAAAGAAACAAAUUCAGGAUAAACGAAGUCGAGUGGAUCAGUUGGAAAAACAUAGAAGAGAAGUUUGUAAGCAAAACGAUCAAACAAGGAACCGUCUGCCGAAAUAUGAAAGCAAAGUAUUGAAACUAGGCGACUAUGUGGCUGACCGCUUAAAGCAAAAUGGCGACCUCAGCGACCAACUAACUGAGAAGCAUGAUCAAUUCAAGAAGUGUGUUCGCGUGGAUAUUCAACGAUUGCUCAAAUAUAUUUUUCCUAUUCAAGAGCUGAUACCAAAACAAGAGUUAAGUGAUGGAUCGGGUGCGUCGGAUACUGCUGCGGCGCUAGCGGAGGCUACAAAUACCACAUUCAUUCGAGGGAAAUGGGUCUUUCAGGAUAGUCUAUUUAACGAUAUACAGCAUGUCAUAGUGGCUCCUUCACUCCCCGCGAACGGAGAUUAUUCUGCGUAUUUGGACUGGAUAAUGCAGAACAAAGACAAUGCACCAGCCUCGGCAAGUACUGAAACGCUCCCAAGCACCCAUCCUGCGUACCGAAUCAGUGCCGCGCUUACUUUCGUGACACAACUUACCCUAAUCCUGAGUUUCUACUUGAAUGUACGACUACCGCAUAAACUGGCAUAUGGUGACUUCUGUCGGAAAGAGCUGAGUGACCAACAGUUUAAUCGUAAAGUUUCAAAAUUGAACACAAACAUCAUGUACCUGGCCUAUACACAGCAUGUAAAAUUAAGUUCAUUGAAUCAAAAUCAUACUGUGUCAAACCUGCUCGAAAUUCUCAAUCCGAACGUUAGCGAUUUAGGUCGCAUGGGACCCGUGGAUGUGGCAGACGCACCGCUGGUGAAAUCAAUUGAUUCACAAGUUCUACUGGAUCUGGAAACAGGCACAGAAUCUGAAACCGAUGAUGAAUCAUCUCUGCGUCAGGAGUGGGAAAACGUUCCUCAUUUCAUCCAAACGCAUGAUUUGAGUCCGACAGCGCCAUCGUCCACCGCCACAGCGCCAUUGGCAAACAAUCAACAAGCAGCAAGCAUAGCUGGCGGUCUAGUGACUAGCGCUGCUGCCAGCAUAGCUUCAAUGUUCCGGGGCUGGAGGCAGUAGAGCCACAUGUCCAAAAGCUUCCCAACUAGGAAUAAGCAUUAUGACACUGAUGAUAAUAAUAGCAAAAACAUAAUAUGUAACAACAGUAAUAUAACUUAGGAAAAAAGUGAGAUUGUUAAUAAUAUAAAAAUAACAUUAUGUAAAAAGUAGGAACCGAUUUACUUGGAAUAACAGCCAAAGUGAAUAUUUAUACGUCGAUCUUUCUGUAAGUAUUUCAAAGUCUAAAGGGUACAUCACUCUCUUUUUAAUUUCUAAUUCGAACAUUUCUAAUUGUUCAUGUGUAAAUAUUAAGAAUAAUGAUUACUUUAGCGCAACACAAUUUUUCAAUUGAAGUCUCGACAAGUGAAAUUGUGAUGUGUGAUGAAAUGAUACGAACAAACAGAAGAAAUAAAAUUAUUUUUGAUCAAUUUAAA
Molecule: messenger RNA, 1877 nt
Organism: Hermetia illucens (black soldier fly)
Lineage: Eukaryota; Metazoa; Arthropoda; Insecta; Diptera; Stratiomyidae
Gene: Atg14
Product: beclin 1-associated autophagy-related key regulator
Exons: 4
Coding region: 31-1464 (477 amino acids)
Biological process (GO): autophagosome assembly; cellular response to starvation; mitophagy
Cellular component (GO): extrinsic component of omegasome membrane; extrinsic component of phagophore assembly site membrane; autophagosome
Source: RefSeq, a predicted model, not a curated record